GCUAUUUAGUCAUGGGGUGCAGUACUCCCUCCGCGCCGAGAGAUGGCGCUACUACACAAACCUGAACUGAGACCUACAGCUAGGUGCACUUUCCGCACAACAACAACAACAACAACAGCUGGCAGAUUAAAAGCUACAAAACACACACAUUGUUUUAUAAAUGGAUAAGAGCGACGAAGAGAUGGAAGAGGAUGACACCGAGUGGAAGAAGAGUUUGGUGGAGUCAGUCCCGCUCAGCCCCGCUGCUGCUGCUGCUGGUCCACGCCUCAGCAAGACACCUGCACACAGAGUCAUUGUGCACUUUGACCUGGACUGUUUCUAUGCUCAGGUGGAAAUGAUCAGAAACCCAGCACUGAGAGAAGUCCCUUUAGGUAUUCAGCAGAAGUACAUCAUAGUCACCUGUAACUAUGUGGCAAGGGAGCAGGGUGUCACCAAGCUGAUGUCUGUGACUGAUGCUAAAGAGAAAUGUCCUCAGCUGGUGCUGGUUAAAGGAGAAGACUUGACACACUACAGAGACAUGUCCUAUAAAGUGACAGAGCUGCUGAUGUCCUACUGUCCACUGGUAGAGAGGCUCGGAUUUGAUGAAAACUUUGUGGACAUCACAGAGAUGGUAGAAAGAAGGCUAGUGGAGACACUGGAGUCUAAGAACUUCACUUCAUUUAAAGGGCAUGUCUACAGUCAUUCCAGUGCAGCCGUUGAAGGCCAUGAUCAUCCGAGCUUGGCUUUAGGUUCACACAUUGCAGCAGAGCUGAGAGAAGCCAUCCAUAGCAAGCUGGGUCUGACCGGCUGUGCUGGCAUAGCCACAAGUAAGCUACUGGCCAAACUGGUGUCAGGUACCUUCAAACCCAAUCAGCAAACCACCCUGCUGCCAGAGAACGUCAGCGACAUUAUAGGCUGCCUGAGUGGUCUCCGCAAAAUACCAGGUGUGGGCCACCAAACUGCCAAGAGACUUCAAGCCCUGGGAUUGGUCAGCGUGAAAGACCUACAACUCUUCCCUUUGAAUGACCUGGUGAGAGAGUUUGGAGAUCCCAGUGCUCAACGCUUGAAGAAUCUGGCCAAUGGUGUUGAUGACUUACCUGUCACCCCUACUGGGCCACCUCAGUCUCUCAGUGAUGAAGACUCCUUCAAGAAAAUGUCAUCAACUAAAGAUGUUAUGGAAAAGAUCCAAGAACUCCUGAGCAAUCUGGUGGAGAGGAUGCACAAAGAUGGCAGGCAGCCUCACACCUUCCGGCUUACCAUCCGUAGAUACUCAGCGACUAACAAGUGGUUCAGUCGGGAGAGUCGGCAGUCUCCCAUCCCCAACCACAUAGGACAGAAGAUCACCUCUGGUGGCAGUGAUGAUGCUGUGGUCCAGCUGGUCCCGUUGGCCAUGAAGCUCUUUCACAAGAUGGUGGACAGCAGAGCCACUUUCCACCUUACCCUCAUCAACGUUUGCUUCAGUAACCUGCAGGCCAAGGGGGCUGCCGCCAACAGAAAGGGUGCCAUAACAUCUUUCUUCACACAAAGCACGUCUCCCAGAAAAACACAAAUCUUGCCAACACAAAGCCAGGAUAAUUCCUCUCAGAGCGGGGAUAGUCCCUGCAUGGAUCAUCAGUUCAGCACACCCAGCAUGAUUACUCAACCAACCUCAACCACAAAAAGCAUCCGUAGCUUGGAGGCAGUAUUACAUGGGCUUAAAAGAAAGCAAUGUCCUGUUGCUGCUGUAGACAACACUCCGCUUCAGGAGGUGUCCUGCAGCAAAGCGAGGUCAGACUUUGAUGAAACAGAUAGCAGGGUGACACAUCGAUUACCUCCGAAUGUUGACCCAGAAGUGUUCAGGCUUCUCCCAGCAGAAAUACAGGAGGAACUCUUAUCUCCUGCCAACACAAAGACUCUCCUCAGCACUUCAGUGAGCCCAGUUUCAGUCGUUGAUCUCCCCCACACGACAGUAAACAAGUCUCCACAGUCAGUUACAGACUCAAAAAGUAUUAAAGGCAUAAAAAAGGCUGCAAACAAAUUGGAUCCAUCUGACAGGUCGAGCACAGUGAAUCGUACAUUUCCAGAAGGAAACAACAUGGAAGAAGAGAUACUGUCAUUUCCACAGUCUUCUGACUGUCAGUUCCCGGGAAAUGUGGACCCUAAGGUGUUUUCUGAGCUUCCUGUGGAUGUUCAAAGGGAGUUGAUGUCUGAAUGGAAGCAACAGAAGCCAAUCCUGAAGACUGCCUCAUCUAAGAAACCAAGCAGAGGUUUAAAGGCCAAAGACAAAAAAUCUGCAGGAAAAGGCAGUCAGGCAAACAAUUUGUUGAAGUAUUUCAAACCCAAUUAGAGAGCAACAUAUCUUUUGUUAUGUUAUUUACCUCAGUGAAAAUCCUUUGUUACUUAUUGUUGAGUUGUCCUCAUGCGAUAUGUACAGGAAGUGGUAACAGUUCUCGGUACAAUAGUACUUUAACAAUCACAGUUUGGUGAGGCUUAUAGUGUACAUCAAAAUAAAUCCAAGUAUUUUUAUGAUACCUCUGCGCACAAGUGUGUAACCAGUUCACAGUAUGUCAGCUUCAGUAGCAGUUCAAUAGAGGGAUGUACAAAUUGGCCACAGUCACUACCUGAUUUCUGCACAGUCUGCGAUAUUAAGCCCAAAAUAAGAAAACUGCACUGAAAAUUUGUUACAAUUGGAUUCACACCAGAAGUAAUUGACACAAUAAAGUAAUUGAUCAACAAUUAAGUUAAUUAAUAGGAUAUAACAAACUACAGCCUUAAACAUGUCCGUUAAGUUUAAGCAAACAGUCCACUUACAAGCAUUACUACAACAUUCAACUGCAUCUUAGCACUGGUUGCUUUAGAAGAAGCUGGUAAGUUGACCUUUUAAUUUUAAUUUUUGUAAAACUACUGUCUAUAAAGUCAAUAAAUAAUGUUUAUGUUCUACUAUUGACUUUGAUCAACACCUCAACAGUCAACACAGUCCCACAAAAACAGGACAGACAACUUGAAUUUGACCAAGUUCGGUUUACAUUUCAAGUUUUUAGGUGUUUCUUUUUUCCAGUCAGUGUUAAUAUACAUUUUUU
Larimichthys crocea (large yellow croaker) is the source of this 3038-nucleotide messenger RNA. RefSeq names its product polymerase (DNA directed) iota (gene poli). The record is from RefSeq and is a predicted model, not a curated record. The transcript is spliced from 10 exons. Gene Ontology annotation, molecular function: damaged DNA binding; DNA-directed DNA polymerase activity. NCBI's taxonomy places the organism in Eukaryota, Metazoa, Chordata, Actinopteri, Sciaenidae. Bases 161 to 2305 code for a protein of 714 amino acids. Gene Ontology annotation, biological process: translesion synthesis.